CCCGACUGUCUUCCAUGGAGCUGAGGGAGGGGGCAGCGGGCAGGGUGAAGGUCGCAGAGGUGGCUGCAGCAACGUGCAUGGAGGAGCCUCGCCAACCCUGCGGCAGUAUUCUGUCCACAAGGAUGUGUGAUGGGCAGAACCACAGCCUCCCAAAGAUAGCCAUGUCCUAAUCCUUGAAACCCAUGGAUACGUUGCCUUGGAAAGGCACUUUGGCAGAAUCUCUUUGGAGGUUUAAGUUCGGGAUUCUGCGACGGGGAGAGUAUCCUGUAUCACCCAGGGCCCUUUUAAAAACUGUCUUCUCCAUCAGCCAGCGAGGGCUUGACUUCUGUCUCCUGCCAGGACCCCACUGUUUCCUGAGAAGACCUUGGGUCAGACUGUGCAGAAGUGUGCUCAGGACCCCAGGGCAUGCGAAGGGAGGUUUGCUGUAAGAAGUGCUCAGGGUGCAGAAGAGCCGGGGAGGAAGGACUGGAAGAGGGAGGUGACAUCAGCAACUUGUGAAACCCCAGAGGCUUCUCCACAGAUCCGUGGACCCCACUCUGCCACCCCUGAUGCCUGCAUGAAGACCCAGGACCCCAGCCAAGGGACCCCUCAGGAGUACCUUCUGUCUGGCAUCCACUCCCCGCGGCUGCCCGGAGCCUGGCCCCUGGCACUGCUGGUCCAGCAGGGAUGAUACGGAUCUGGCCAGCUGGAAGAGCUGCUCAGGGCCCUGCCCGCCCUGCAGAGCAGCAGUGACCUUGUCCCACACUGCAGCCUGGAAUGCCUCAUCCUCCACACGGGUGUCCUCACGUCCCACCUAAGGGGGAGACCAGAGACGAGCUCAGAGCUGGAGGAUCUCAACCCACCGGUUCUUGUUUCAGGACCUAGAGCCUCAAGUCCCAGGGCUGCGCGUAGUAAAAUUGAGCAGGGCUGGAUGGCUUUGCACCUGGCAUGGGGACUCUCCCCGGGCUUCAGGGCAGCAGACCUACGAGUGACAGCCACAGCAAGCAAGCCUCGGACAGGUCAUUGCUUCACCCCUCUCUGCCUUCCUCACUGGGCUCUCAGGCCCUUCCCUUCCACCUGGCUCUUGACCCUUGAAAUUCGCUUGAGAUUAGCUCCAACGGCUGCCUUGUAGCCCUGUUGGCUAAUCUUCCUCUGGACUCUGCAGCCACUGGCCUUCUGUCCCACCCGCCUCCGGUCCCCUGACUCUUCCCCCACACCGGCCACUUGACAUAAGAUCUACAAAGGUAGACACCAUGUCUUUCUGGUCCUUGGCUGUGUCCCCAGGACCACAGUAAGUGCUCUGUAAACACAUGUUGAAGGAGGGAAUGAAUCAGCCACUCAUCCGGUCAUGCGCUCAGCUCCCUUCAACCCUGUCACCCUCUUGGUGAGGUUCAGACAGGUCAUGAAGUUGUCUCCGUAGAGAAACGGUGGCUGCCGCCCACCUUCACCACUGCGUGGGUCUGCUGUCUGUCCCCCUCGUGGUUGGAGACAGAGACGACCACUGUCAGCACAAAGUCAUUGUUUUCUUUUCCAAGUGGCAGGUAGACUGAUGGGAGGGCAGAUUCAGGACCACAGUACAGACAGGAACCUGGCAAGUGGACAGUAAACAAUUAGGGGGGCAUCCCCAGGCCCCAUGGAGACUGGAAACCCACCAACGUAGAGCCUGAUGACAAGGACACAGAAGCCCCUUAGGGGGCUUAGGAUACAAAGUCCCCCUCAGGGGCUUCCGUACUUUCAGGGAGAAGCCAGCCGUUUAUGCGGAUCCUCUGUCCUCUCUAGGUAGUCCCAUGCUGCUGUGACGUGGGGAUAAUUUUACAAAAAUCCGUGAAAAUUGUCAGAGGAAUAAUCCCCCAUUUACAAAAAGAAAAAGUCAAGGUGGUAAACCACACUAUGAAAAGAGAGGAGGAGGAGAUCUUCAGGAAUUCACAACACACCCAAACUCCCUCAGUGUCACUUCCGGUACAAGGGCCGUCCCUGCUGCUCUGUCUGAAACAGCACAGCCUGUCCUGUGUCUUUGUUCACCAGGAGUCUCCACCACUAAUUGUAAAUACAGUGAGGCCAGAGACUUCCUCUGUUUCGUUCAUUGCUCUGUAUGCAGUGCCUAGAGCAGAGCCUGGCGUUCAGUACAUGUUUGUUGUAAAAAUGAAUGAAUGAGUGAGUAUCCUUUGUAUCCUUAAAGGGGACCCGCCUGUCACUGAACCACUCUUCACUGUGGUGUGUGGACAAUCAUGCAGUUAUGGAAUUGUAAUUGACACAUCAUCUUUUUAUGGUCACCCUCCCCCGCCCCCUUGCUCACUACGGGGAGGCAGAGGGAGGUGCCACAGAGGAGUAACCAGUCGGAACUGGAGCAGCGAGCCUGGCAUCUCCGUUUAGGAGGACACAGGUUUGAGAUGAAAUCUACUUACCUCCCUCCGAUUGCUUCCCGCCAGGCUCAGACCCAGUCAUGGCCCCCUGAGCAGCCCUGCGCUCCCCCUCUCCUGGAGGGGCACCCCAUGAAGACUGCCUCCCCUGGGUCUGAUAGAAGCUCCCCUCCAUGUUCAAGGGGAGUCAGGGUGUUCAGUUUACAUCAUUGUGGACUUCAGUGCUGGAUAUUGGGGAGCACCCCAGCAAUGCUCCUGGAGCCUAGGUUUGGAAGAAGGUCCCAAUGUGACGAGCUCAUGUGAGGGUCACAAAAUGCCAGAGCCCAUUAGGAGCAGGCGAGGACUCGGAUGAACCCUCCAAGGACCAACCCCCUCCCGCAGCCAGCUCCCAGAGAGAGACGGGCGCCUGUUCUUGGAGAGGAUGAGCCCAGGAGCUGUGGGGAGAUACCUGAUUCCAGACAGAAGCAGUACUCCAGGGGGCCCGGGGCGGCGGAGGCGUUGCAGAAGAUGGCGAAGCUCGUCAGAACGGUGCCCUCCUGUGGGGCAAUGGUGCAGGAGGUGGGAUCCUGACCAGAGACGGAGGGAGGCCCUCCCACCUGUGACUCUGAUUCGGGCGGCCUGGCCCCAGGUCUUCGGGAAGGAGCCGUUCAACAGCAGAGUGGAGGUGUUUCUCUCAAGGAGGAGUAAAGAACGCGGCCAGAAUCCUCGGAGUCUGCAGGCCUCCGGGAGUGGCUCAGCCUGAAAGAGAGCACAGCCCGGGUCCCUGAGGCUGCGGCCAGACCACAGGCCUCUGCAGGGCAGUGGCUUCGGACCCUGGGAGGCCUUUCGGAUGUGUCUCCAAGGGAUGGACAGCAGUCUCGCCUGCUUCCCCGAGGGCAGCCCGUCUCCAGCUGUACGAGGGUGUGCAUCCUCCGUCAGACUCCCGGGGAGCAGAGCCUGAGGUUGCAGGGCUGGUGCUGCAGAAGGAGGCUUCUGGGGAAACAACCUCCGCUUCACCCAGCGACUUGCCCUGAGGAGCAGGCCACCAUAUAGCAGGAAAAGCACCAGGGGGAUGUCCAGCCCCACCUGGGAGAGCAUCCAAGGCAGCUUCUUUUCCCUGGUGUCAGGGAUUUUCCCCAGCUCUUUGUCUUUGUGGGCCACACUGGGGACCUGAGAGGCUGUAUUUCCAUCUAAGAGGCUGCAUGUCGUCUUCUGCUUUAUACCAACUCGAUAAUGCCUCACCUGGUUGCCUGCCUCCCCCUGCAGUUUCUGUGGAAUUCACACUCUGGCACAUACAAGGUACACAAGCAUGAGCAACAGCUGUCAAGCAUGAGCAAAGCUGGUGUGAAGGUUAAGAAAAAGAACAGCACAAGGUGACUCCCCUGCAUCACUUUGAGAUGAGACAGGAUGGUUCCAGAGCUCUGAGGCCACCUACCACAUGACCACUGGAAGCAAGAAGCAGGUAGCUGGUGAGACGCCCUCUGCAGUUGGCACCCCACCUUCUGCUGUCUGUGCCAGGGGUGGCCCAGUGUAAUGCAUGCAGUGGAGAUAGGCCUGUCUGAUCCCCCUGCUCCACAGGGGAUGGAUCACGGGAUGGUUCUUGGAGACUGGAAGGAGCUGUGGACACAGUGGGGAUGGGUGUCAGACACGGUUCCUGUCUCUAAGGUCGCUAGAGGACAGAGGCAGAGGGAAUGCUGAGCAUGUCCUAGGAGUAUCUGCCUGUCUUUGGAAAUGGUUUAGGGACACAGAUUGAACGUUCAUGUCAGAGGAAAUGGGUCAGAAGCAAAACCAUCACGUUCACCACUGGACUAAAGACACCUCUUCACAGGCUGGACACCAUGAACCAUGUUUGUGUCUGGGACACACCAAAAACCUGGCUGGCAGGACCCUGGACACCAAGUGGGGAAAGGAAGAGGAGGGAAGUUUGGAAGAGGAGCCACCACCCCAAGUACCUGCACAAGGAACUGCCACGCGAUGGAGUGCUGAGGCUGCUAGUGCUGAUAAGGAAGCAUCAGAAGUGUGUCUCCCAAUGGUACUAACAAUGGCAGAAGAAGGUGAAUGUCUUCACCCUGUUACUGAUAUCUUGGAUGGUGACUCAAGGAAGAUUCUACCAAAAGGACCCAGCUCUCCCAUAACGAUUCAAGUGACUUUCUUUACUGAGAAAACCUGUGAGCACCAGUUCCUCCCAUUCCGGGAUGUGCCUGUCCUGGAAGUUUCACGUAAAUGGAAUCAUACGCUCUGUGACCUUUUGUGGUUGGCUUCUUCGACGAUCAUACAGUGUCUUCGUGUUUCAUCCAUCUCACAGCAAGAUUCCCUCGUGGCUGCAGGGAAUCUUACUCCGCAAUGGGCCCGGGAUGCACACGGUGGGCGAGACCAAGUACAACCACUGGUUCGAUGGCCUGGCCUUGCUCCACAGCUUCACAAUCAGAGAUGGUGAAGUCUAUUAUAGGAGCAAAUACCUGAGAAGCGAUACCUACAAUGCCAAUAUCGAAGCGAACAGGAUCGUGGUGUCAGAAUUUGGAACAAUGGCCUAUCCGGACCCCUGCAAAAACAUAUUUUCCAAGGCGUUCUCCUACCUGUCGCACACCAUCCCUGAUUUCACAGACAACUGCUUGAUCAACAUCAUGAAGUGUGGAGAAGACUUCUAUGCGACCACGGAGACCAAUUACAUCAGGAGAAUCAACCCGCUGACCCUGGAGACCCUGGAGAAGGUUGAUUAUCGUAAAUACGUGGCUGUAAAUCUGGCAACAUCGCAUCCUCAUUAUGAUGCCGCUGGAAAUGUUCUCAACAUAGGCACAUCCAUCGUGGACAAAGGGAAGACGAAAUACGUGAUCUUUAAGAUCCCGGCCACGGCACCAGAGGACGGGAAGAAGGGGCGAGGGCCCCUGAAGCACACGGAGGUGUUCUGCUCCAUCGCCUCCCGCUCCCUCCUCUCCCCGAGCUACUACCACAGCUUCGGAGUCACCGAGAACUACGUCGUUUUCCUCGAGCAGCCCUUCCGGAUGGAUAUCCUCAAGAUGGCCACCGCCUACAUCCGGGGCGCGAGCUGGGCCUCCUGCCUGGCUUUCCACAGGGAGGACAAGACUUACAUUCACGUUGUUGACCAAAGGACGAGGAAGCCCGUGCUGAGCAAGUUCUACACGGACCCCAUGGUGGUGUUUCAUCACGUCAACGCCUACGAAGAGGACGGCUGCCUCGUGUUUGACGUCAUCGCCUACGAGGACAGCAGCCUUUACCAGCUCUUCUACUUGGCCCACUUGAAUGAGGACUUCGAGGAGAACUCCAGGCUCACCUCUGUGCCCACCCUCAAGAGGUUCGCGGUGCCCCUCCACGUGGACAAGGAUGCAGACGUGGGUUCCAAUUUAAUCAAACUGGCGUCUACUACAGCCAGAGCCCUGAAGGAAAAAGAUGACCAAAUCUACUGCCAGCCGGAGCUGCUCUGCAAAGGCUUAGAGCUGCCUCGGAUCAAUUAUGCUUACAACGGGAAGCCAUACCGCUACGUCUUUGCUGCCGAAGUCCAGUGGAGCCCCAUCCCAACCAAGGUCAUAAAAUAUGACCUUCUCGCCAAGUCGUCCUUGAGUUGGGGUGAGGCGCACUGCUGGCCCGCGGAGCCCCUGUUCGUGCCUACGCCGGGUGCCCAGGACGAGGAUGACGGAAUUAUCUUAUCAGCCAUCGUCUCUACCGAUCCCCAGAAGCUGCCGUUUCUGCUUGUUCUGGAUGCCAAAACUUUUACGGAAUUGGCUCGUGCUUCCGUUGGCGUAGACAUGCACCUGGAUCUCCACGGGCUCUUCAUCCCGGGUGCAGCCUGGGAUGUGGAGAAGCAGACCCCUUCCCAGGAGGAGCAGGGCAGGGCGGUGGACCACGGGGUAGCCCCGCGGACCUGACGGUUGGGGCUCAGGCCCAGGAGAACAGUUCCAUGGGACCCAAGAACUGGUCCCUCCCUGGCGGGAGGGGGUCCCUCCUUUCAUGUGGGGCUUCUUCUUGCUGUGGUUGCUUUGAGACAAGGUUAUGGUAAUAGAGCUUGUCAGUAUCUUUUCUUCAUUUUA
Phacochoerus africanus (Common warthog) is the source of this 6364-nucleotide messenger RNA. RefSeq names its product beta-carotene oxygenase 1 (gene BCO1). Gene Ontology annotation, biological process: retinal metabolic process; carotene catabolic process. The transcript is spliced from 24 exons. NCBI's taxonomy places the organism in Eukaryota, Metazoa, Chordata, Mammalia, Artiodactyla, Suidae. The record is from RefSeq and is a predicted model, not a curated record. Gene Ontology annotation, molecular function: beta-carotene 15,15'-dioxygenase activity; carotenoid dioxygenase activity. The coding region runs from base 4514 to 6202 and encodes 562 amino acids.